AUGGCCGACCAUGACAAGACGCACAAAGCGCUGGAGAAAUGGGUCUGCCCCAAGAAGCACGUCGUGGCCGCCCAUUACUUCUGGACGCUUGGCUCCAAGACGCAGAAAUCCCAAAAGGGGCUCCUCCAGACGUUUCUCUACGACGUCUUCCGCAUAAGCCCCGAGCUGAAGGGCGAUGAGUGCACCCUGCACGAGCUUCUCGACGCUCUUCGACGCAUUGCCGAGCACCGUGCCUUUGGCGUCGGGCACUGCAUCUUCAUCGACGGCAUCGACGACUUCGACGGCGACCACUUUGAGCUCCGCCAUCUCCUCCAGACCCUCUCGAGAUCGGCCAACCUCAAGUUUUGUCUGUCGAGCCGGCCCUUGAAUGUCUUCGAGGAUGCCUUUGGCGCCGACCCGGCCUCCAAGCUCUACUACAUCCAUGACCUGACGCGCCAGGAUAUCCUGCCGUUUUGGAGCCGCGGCGUCGAAUACGCAAACGACGCCAUCGCCGAGGCCAAGGAGCUUGCCUUUGCACACCUCGACGCCGUCGAGCAGCUCUACCUCGACAUGCCGAGCUCCCGCGACUCUCGUCCCGUCAUGCUUCCCCUCGCCCACGUCCUCGGCGCCAUCAUGGCCUACGAAUCAAAGGUCGAGCUGCAACUCGACGGCAUCAAGGGCGCCCUGCAGGUCCAGCUCAAAAAGCUCACCAAGCAAAUUCUGGAGCCACGGAGGCUCCGGCUUGUCUCGCGGAUGGUACAAAAGAUUGCAAAAACGGCCAUCGACGAGGGGCUGGAAAUGGAUUUCACCAUCCCCAGCAUCAAGGCGCUAUUUCCCGGCCGUAGCGCGUCUGCCUUGGUGACUUUGGUUUGGAACAAGCGGAUUCGCGAUACUAUUCGGCCAAGCGUCCUAUGA
Molecule: messenger RNA, 894 nt
Organism: Hirsutella rhossiliensis
Lineage: Eukaryota; Fungi; Ascomycota; Sordariomycetes; Hypocreales; Ophiocordycipitaceae
Exons: 4
Coding region: 1-894 (297 amino acids)
Source: RefSeq, a predicted model, not a curated record